GGUAACAGUCAGAACUGCCGCGGUUCGUUUUAAGUGCAUGCUUUGUGGCCGUCUGGUGCUACAACAAAAAACGCACAAAGCCACUUGUUCACAGUCAAACCCUGUCCUUUAACCAUCCCAUAACCCCAAAACAAUGUGUGUCGCCGGUUUGGAAUUGACGAUGGAGCUAGUGACAGAUUGAUGGCAUGAGAACGGCCAACUGACAGCCACAGGUUGAUUUACAUUUCCUGAGUUGGAUUCCUUCGCAUUACAUUUGUCAUCAAGCAGAUCUUGUUUACUGGGGAGAAACUGACUAUUUAUUUAAGGCUCUGCGGGAUUAAAAUGCUUCUUUUACGACUGCAAAAACAUAUAAAUCCUGUGCGAAAACACCCACUAGAGGGCAACAACUUAUAGAUACACAUUUUUAGAAAAUAUCACACUAGCUAGAUACAGUGGAAGAGAAGUGAUAACCACAGACGGAAACACUGAUACGGGCCAAGGGCAGAAUACUUUGGAAUUUCCCUGGUUGGGAGACCACUUUCACAGCAUGCAACUGCAUGUGGCCUUGUAGGCACAGACGGAAUGACCAAUGGGCCGCCUUCCUGUUUCAUUAUCUGUCAGAGUGGCAAAACCGUCCCCUCAGGACAGGACACAUGGACACCAGAUGGCAGGGGACAGGACAGUAAUAGUCUCUGAAAGCUCACAGUACACGAAUCACAGCAUGAGCGCAUGUCAACACAUAAACACAACCUGACAGAUGUUAAGCGCCUGAACUCCUCUGAUUGUGGAGAUUUAAACACAUAUAAAUCAAUCAUGCCUGUGCUGUAGAAAAAAAACAAAACCUCCAUCUCCACCCAAACACUGUGCACCAGGAAAGCCUGGUUAGGCGUUCCAGUGAAUCCUUACGUAAGUCCCACAGUGCAUGAUACAAGGAGAGCCCUGCUGACAUGCGACAGUCGUGCCUGUACACGUCCUGUCAUCACUGGAAUGAAAAUAAUGCUUCCCAACCCAGUGUCUUCCUGGGACUGGGACAUCCAAACAAUCUUUUUGUUGUCAUGCCGACAUUAAAUACUUCCAUAACAAGUGCCCUGUUCUUUGCUUCAAAUGUCUGAUUUAAAAAAAGAAUUUCUUGACAUCUAGCCGAUUUGUUGAUUUUGAGUCAACAUUGUAAGUGCUAAAGAAGAAAGUGGGCGAUUUCUGAGGAAGCUGAAAGAAGGAAAUAUUAUUCGUGAGAAAAAAGAACAGGAACCCGCAACGUGUCAUUUGUAUAUUUCAAGCUAAAGCCUCAUUUAUUCCACUAUAUUUCUGCUAAUGCGAGUGUGGUUGGUAAGAGAUGAAAACAACAAACCAAUUAAUGGCUCCUUUCCAGCACAACACAAUAUACAGCUGUGAUGGGACAAAGCUGAUCCAUAUGGGAUGUUAUUUUAUACCCUCCUUUUAUCCCGUCUUUUUCCUGCUCAGACAUAAACAAAAGGGCAGCGGCCACCGAGAAACUCCCUGCGUGACAUCAGGAGAGAGGGAGAGAUUAAUGACUUGGAUGAGGCUGAGGAACAGCUUCUCUUUUGUUUGCCGUGCUGUGCAAAGAACCCCUACAAACAGAGAGCAGUGACUAAAAGGAAUUUAUAUUUAUGCCGCAACACAACACGUUCUUAAAGGCACGCACACAUGAAUGGCCAGCUACGUGCUGCAGAGAGGUGCUCGGUGUGAGCAGCGGAGGGAGUGGAGGCGGGCUGAGGCGGAGAGAUCACUCUGUGGUGCACACAGCUCUGCUCCUCUGGAUACACACCAACUGUUUCUGUGUGGCUACAGAAAGGAUCCUUACCAUCCACUUCACAGCAGCUGCUCAGAUCAGCAAAAAAAAUGGAAGACUACUAUUAUCACGACGAUGCGGACAGCUUUAAUGACAGCUACGAUUACAGUUAUGAACACAGCGUUUGUGAUAAGGAGGAGGUGCGCAAUUUUGCUGGUGUCUUCCUCCCAAUCAUCUACGCCGUGGCUCUGGUGGUGGGCCUGGCUGGGAAUGCCCUGGUAGUGGUGGUCUACACAUCAAAAGUGCGACUACGAACCCUGACGGACGUGUGCAUCCUGAACCUCGCCAUUUCAGAUCUGCUGCUUCUCUUCACCCUGCCUUUCUGGGCGGCUGACGCCGUCCACGGCUGGAAGUUGGGUCCUGCGGCCUGCAAGAUCACCUCCUUCCUCUACAGCACCAACUUCAGCUGUGGCAUGCUGCUGCUCGCGUGCAUCAGCGUGGAUCGCUAUCGUGCUGUGGCCCACAAUCCAACAGGCAGGACUGUGACGGGACCCCGCGUGAGGAGACAGUGGAUCCUGGUGUGCGUGGUGUUGUGGGCAGUUGCCAGCUUUCUUGGCAUUCCCGAGCUUGUCUUCUCCACAGUGAAGCACUCCCAUCACAGGAUGGCCUGCACAGCCAUCUACCCUCACAACAUGGCCCGACCUGCCAAGGCUGCCCUGGAGCUGCUGGAGGUGACCCUUAGGUUCUUGCUACCCUUCUUGGUCAUGGUGGUGUGCUACAGCCUCGUAGGGCGGGCGCUGAGUCAGGCAGCUGGGGUGCGGAGAGACCGGAAGUGGCGCGCCCUUCGGGUCCUUUUGGCUGUGGUGGCUGUUUUCCUGCUCACCCAGCUGCCCUACAACGUGGUCAAGCUGUGCCGAGCGAUGGAUGUCAUCUACAUCCUCGUGACCGACUGUGAAGUCAGCAAGAGCCUGGAUCGAGCUAUCCAAGUGACAGAGGCCCUGGCGCUGGCCCACGCCUGCAUUAACCCUCUCCUCUAUGCAUUCAUGGGGUCCUCUUUCAGGGGACACGUCCUCAAGGCUGCCAAACACUUUGGUCAGCGACUUGGGAGACACCCGAGACACGUCCCAGAGGAGCCGGCAGUGGAGAUUGCACUCAAAACGUGCACUCAAACGCAAUCCCAGUCUGGUUCAGAGGACCAAGCCACCAGCACGUUUACCAUUUAAGACUAACAUGUAACUAUUUCCAUAUAAGAACCUAUACAGCAUUGCAUUUUUAUGUAUAUAUUUUUAAUAUUACACAAGAUAGUGUCAUUUUACUGUCUUACAAGAUAGACCAUAAUGGCAACACAUAUCAUUUCUUAGUGUGAUAAAUAUAAAUGUACAGUGAGUUUAUAUGCAAACUAUUUUGUAGAAAUUUUGUAUUUUGCUAAAUAAAAAGAACAAAAAUCUUCA
Messenger RNA from Acanthopagrus latus (yellowfin seabream), 3180 nucleotides. It is a transcript of the gene ackr4b, whose product is annotated as atypical chemokine receptor 4b. The transcript has 2 exons. The record is from RefSeq and is a predicted model, not a curated record. Bases 1840 to 2952 code for a protein of 370 amino acids. Gene Ontology annotation, biological process: chemotaxis; immune response; G protein-coupled receptor signaling pathway. NCBI's taxonomy places the organism in Eukaryota, Metazoa, Chordata, Actinopteri, Spariformes, Sparidae. Gene Ontology annotation, cellular component: membrane. Gene Ontology annotation, molecular function: chemokine receptor activity; chemokine binding; scavenger receptor activity.